Striga asiatica is the source of this 919-nucleotide messenger RNA. The record is from the annotation of a GenBank genome assembly. NCBI's taxonomy places the organism in Eukaryota, Viridiplantae, Streptophyta, Magnoliopsida, Lamiales, Orobanchaceae.
AUGGAUCUGCAAAUCCCGAUGAACAAUGGCGUCGCCGAUAAGACCAUUAUACCCCCACAACCGAACCCCGACGAGAGGCGAACCAGGGGCAUUUUCGGUGCGGAAUUUGAUCAGAAAAUCGGGCGCCCAAAGAAAUUAUGUGCCAGAGGCCAUUGGAGGCCACAUGAAGACGCCAAGCUUAAAGCCCUCGUCGCCCAAUUUGGCCCUCAUAAUUGGAAUCUCAUCGCCGAUAAACUCCCCGGAAGAUCAGGAAAAAGUUGCAGGCUUAGAUGGUUCAACCAACUGGACCCGAAGAUCAACAAAGGCCCAUUCAGUGAGGAAGACGAACGAAGGCUCUUGGCGGCCCACAGUCUAUACGGAAACAAGUGGGCCCUGAUUGCCAGGCUAUUCCCUGGCCGGACAGAUAACGCCGUCAAGAACCAUUACCACGUGGUCAUGGCCAGGAGGAGCAAAGAGUCUAACGGCGUUUGCCGGAGGUUGGUGAAUAAACGGCCCCGUUAUUCGUUCGGGAACGUGUGUAGCGACUCGUCGGCAACGAUUUCAAGCAAUAAUAAUAAUAAUGAUAGAGAUGAUAAGAAGUAUUGUUAUUCCAAUGCUGAAUUUUUUGGGCGGUUUUGUGGUAGUCGGGAGAAGCUCGUGGACCGUGAAACGGGAGAGAAAAUCAAAUUGCAGGACAACAUAAGUAUGUGUGGAAGUGGACCCAAUGAGUCUAAUGCUGCAAAUGUAGUUUAUCAUCAUCAACAACAAGAUCAAAAUUCAGAUUCAAACUCUGAAAUUUUUGCAGUAUCUGAGUCAGUAAGCAAAAGCAGCAAUAGGUCCAAUUAUCUCUAUAUGUGUGGGGGAAAUGAGGAGAAGACUGGAAAAUUACCAUUUAUUGAUUUUCUUGGUGUGGGGGCCAUUUGUGAAACUAACUAAAGUA